This is a messenger RNA of Octopus bimaculoides (California two-spot octopus), 1159 nucleotides long. RefSeq names its product FAS-associated factor 1. Gene Ontology annotation, molecular function: ubiquitin binding. Gene Ontology annotation, cellular component: endoplasmic reticulum; nucleus. The record is from RefSeq and is a predicted model, not a curated record. NCBI's taxonomy places the organism in Eukaryota, Metazoa, Mollusca, Cephalopoda, Octopoda, Octopodidae. Gene Ontology annotation, biological process: ERAD pathway.
AUGAAAUUCACAAGGAACUUUAAGGCUCUGAGAUGCCUUACGACACGCUUUGAAUCUACAAGUGUCAUUGGUUAGAUCUUUGUAAAUGGCAGCUGGAAAACGUACCCAAAAGCGGCAGACAGCGUCGAAGAGGCCAGCUGAAUCAACACCAUGUUCUUCAUCAGUUUCGUGUUUGGAGGAGGAUUCAUCAGCUCAUGGGCAUCCGAAACGUUUCAAAAGCACAUCCUCUAACCAGGCAUCCGAUAUCUAUUCAAGAACACUGGAAUCCGCAAUUAAAGAUUCGUUAAAGCUGAGUGCAAGCUGUAGAAAGCCUUUGGUUCUGUAUUUAUACGGCUGUGAUGAUGAUAGACUGUUGAAGUCGAAAACAGUCUCAGAAUAUCUUUGCAAUAGAUUCGCAGUUUGGGCACGGAAACUUGAUACAGACGAAAAUAAGAAACAAACAUUUUCAUUGUUAAAAAAGGAGUUUGGGAGCGAUAUUACAAAGAAGGUGAAACAAUACGAACAAAACCGUCUACCUAUAGUACUAGUCUUGGGAAAAGUGCAGUGCAGUUUGGUUAUUCUUGGUGAGUUGGACAAGGUUCAAGAUCCAGUGAAAUUCCAAGCAUUCUUGGAAUCAGUUUUAGAGGUAUUUCCUGAUAUGAUCAGACCAGAAAUAUUAUCUGAAAGUUUGAGAGAAGAGAGAGCUUCUUUGAUACGAGAGCAGGAUCAAGAGUAUGAGGAGUCACUAAAAAAGGAUAGAGAAAAAGAACAGAAAAAACGACUUCUAGAAGAAAAUAAGCGACUGGAAGAAGAAAAACGAAAACAACAGGAAAUUCGAUACCAGAAAGAAGAAGAGAAAAGAAAACAAGUAUUGCAGUCUUUAAAUCAACAAUUAUCUGAAGAACCAAAUGUCAAUUUAAACAAACCGAUCACAAUAUUGCGCUUUCGAACACCAGCUGGAGAUGUAUUGACACGCCGAUUUUUCGUUGAAAAUACAUUGAGGACGGUCCUUAAUUUCGUGGAAGCGAAUGGUUUCAGUAUUGAUUGUUUUAAGAUCCUUGCGUUUCAUCCUAAACAAGAUAUAACUCAAUUAGACAGAGAAAAAUCGAUUGAAAAUCUUCAGUUAUACCCACGCCUAACUCUUUACAUUCACCGUAGACAUUAAAGAACAUUUGUCUUC